This is a messenger RNA of Kazachstania africana CBS 2517, 285 nucleotides long. It is a transcript of the gene SME1, whose product is annotated as mRNA splicing protein SME1. Gene Ontology annotation, biological process: spliceosomal snRNP assembly; mRNA splicing, via spliceosome. The record is from RefSeq and is a predicted model, not a curated record. Gene Ontology annotation, cellular component: precatalytic spliceosome; U1 snRNP; U4 snRNP. NCBI's taxonomy places the organism in Eukaryota, Fungi, Ascomycota, Saccharomycetes, Saccharomycetales, Saccharomycetaceae. Gene Ontology annotation, molecular function: RNA binding. The transcript has a single exon. The coding region runs from base 1 to 285 and encodes 94 amino acids.
AUGUCUACAAGCAAACCAAAGGCCCAUGUACCUCCAAUAAACUGUAUUUUCAAUUAUCUCCAGCAGCAAGUCCCUGUAACUUUCUGGUUAUAUGAACAGGUCGGUAUAAGAAUAAGAGGUAAAAUUAGAGGGUUUGAUGAAUUCAUGAACAUAGUCAUUGAUGAUGCAGUAGAAAUACCUGUGGAUUCAACAACAGGAACAGAGCAGGUGGAUAAGGGGAUCAAGCUGGGCAGGAUAUUACUGAAAGGUGAUAAUAUAACGCUGAUAACGUCAAUAGAUGAAUAA